Acanthocheilonema viteae is the source of this 762-nucleotide messenger RNA. NCBI's taxonomy places the organism in Eukaryota, Metazoa, Nematoda, Chromadorea, Rhabditida, Onchocercidae. The record is from the annotation of a GenBank genome assembly.
AUGUUUCAAUAUGCAUCAUUACGAGCAAUAGCUGAGCGAUAUAAAGCAAAAUUAAUCGUCCCCGUGAAAUGUACAUUACGGCGGGGCUUUAAAUUGGAUGCAAUUACAGUAAGCAAUGAGCUGAAUGAUGAAUUAAUCCGACGUUACAGCGCAAAUGAACAUCGUUUUACUGAAGAUUUGAUUCGUAAAGAAUUCACCUUUUUACCAGAAAUUAUCAAACGAGCGGAUGAAUAUUUACAAAAAGCUAAAUAUGCGAAAUAUCAUGCAGAAACUGCAAUUAUCAUUAAUCUUAAUCAUCAUAAUCAAAUGGAUAUUACUAAACACUCUUAUGGUUAUAUAUACGUUGGAAUACAUAUAAGACAUGGUAUAGAUGUUACAAUGAACAGUCGAAAUAUAAAAUAUGGUCAUAUAGCUAUCACAAAAGAUUACAUUAUCAGUGCAAUGGAUUAUUUUAGAUCAAAAUUCGAAAAGUUAAUAUUUGUGAUAAGCAGUGAUAAUAAGCAUUGGGUUGAAAAAAAUAUCAAUCAUACUUAUAAAGGUGAAAUUUAUAUCGUAUCAUCAGGUUAUCGAGAAGUUGAUAUGGCCACACUGAUUCGUUGUAAUCAUACGAUAAUGAGUACAGGUACCUUUUCAUGGUGGAUUGGUUAUCUGACAAAUGGUAUCGCGGUGUAUUACAAUAAUUGGCCAAGACAUGGUUCAGUGCUGGAGAAAAUGAUGAAAAAAGAUGAGUAUUUUCUAAAUAGUUGGAUACCGAUGGAAUGA